Molecule: messenger RNA, 2090 nt
Organism: Corapipo altera (White-ruffed manakin)
Lineage: Eukaryota; Metazoa; Chordata; Aves; Passeriformes; Pipridae
Product: protein-arginine deiminase type-2-like
Exons: 15
Coding region: 1-2088 (695 amino acids)
Cellular component (GO): cytoplasm
Molecular function (GO): calcium ion binding; protein-arginine deiminase activity
Source: RefSeq, a predicted model, not a curated record
AUGCCGGGGGGCCGGGAGAAGCCAGGGGGUCGCACGCUGCGGCUGCAGCCCGGGGACCGCAUCGAGGCCCUGUGCGUGCUGGGCUCCCGCAUCCACGCCGAUGUCCACGGAGCGGCCCCAGCCGGAGCGGUUUCCUUUGGGGUGAAGCACACGGAGGGGGUCAGUGUGGAUGUGGUGUCCCGGGGCCGCGACGAGGCCGAGCCGGUGCCCGGCAGUGGGACGCGGUGGCCACUGCAGGAGGGGACAGUCCUGAGGUUCAGCAUGAGCCAGCCCAGCACCGAGAUCAACGACAACAAGGUCACUGUCAGCUUUUAUGGAGAGGAAGGGAAGCCCAUCACCCAAGCCGGGGUCUUCCUCACUGGCAUCGGGAUCUCCCUGGACGUCGAUGCGGACCAGGACGGCGUGGUGGAGAGGAACAGCCCCAACAAGGCCAGCUGGAGCUGGGGUCCCGAGGGACACGGCGCCAUCCUGCUGGUCGGCUGUGACAAGGAGAUUCCCUCCGCUCCGGCGUCCGACUGCGACAACGAGCAGGUGUUCAACAAAGAAGAUUUGGAGGACAUGGCCCAGAUGGUGCUGAGGAUGGAGGGGCCCCAGCGCCUGCCCCGGGGGUACGAAAUCGUUCUCUCUGUUUCUGUCCGUGACGCCGACAGGGUUGGGGUGUUCCAUGUGCAGAAUCCCUUCUUUGGGCAGCGCUAUGUGCAGGUGCUGGGCUGCAGGAAGCUGUUCCACGCCGUGUCCUACCCUGGGGGGGCUGCCGAGCUCGACUUCUUCGUCCAGGGGCUCUGCUUUCCCAACGAUUCCUUCUCCGGGCUGGUCUCCAUCCAUGUCAGCCUCCUGGAGAUGCUGGCAGAGGGUAUCCCCCACACUCCAGCCUUCACGGACACAGUGGUGUUCCGGGUGGCCCCAUGGAUCAUGACCCCCAACACCUUGGUGCCGGUGAACGUCUUCCUCUGCAGCAUGAAGGACAACUACCUGUUCACCAAGGAGAUCCAGACCCUGGUGACCAAGGCCGGCUGCAAGCUGAAGGUUUGCUUCGGAUACACCAACCGUGGGGAUCGCUGGAUGCAGGUAGGGGGGCUCCAGAGGCAGGGAAAAGCUUUUCCUUCCUGUGCCCCAUGCGGGAUUUCCUCCCUUCUUCAGGAUGAGAUUGAGUUUGGCUACACCCACGCUCCCCAAAAGUGCUUCCCAGUGGUGCUGGAUUCCCCUCGGGAUAGAGGGAUGGAGCAACUCCCCGUCAAGGAGCUGCUGGGCUCCGAUUUCGGCUAUGUGCACAAGGAGCCCCUCUUUGAAGCCAUCACCAGCCUCGACUCCUUCGGCAACCUGGAGGUCAGUCCGCCCGUGUCCGUGGGGGGGAAGGAGUAUCCCCUGGGCAGGAUCCUCAUCGGCAGCAGCUUCCCCACAUCUGCAGGGAGGAGGAUGACCAGGAUGGUGAGGGACUUCCUCCAUGCUCAGCGAGUCCAGGCUCCUGUGGAGCUCUACUCUGACUGGUUGGCUGUGGGCAACGUCAAUGAGUUCCUCACGUUCGUGCCCACCUCGGACAAAAAGCGAUUCCGGAUGCUGAUGGCCAGUCCUGCCGCGUGCUACAAGCUUUUCCGGGAGAAGCAGAAGGAAGGCCAGGGAGAAGCCACCAUGUUCAAAGGGUACUCGGGGACAGACACAAAACGAGUCACCAUUAACAAGGUCCUUUCCAAUGACAUCCUGGCGCAGCAGAACCAGUAUGCCCAGCGCUGCAUCGACUGGAACAGGGAUAUCCUCAAGAGGGAGCUGGGAUUGACGGAGGAGGACAUCAUCGACCUGCCCGCCCUCUUCAAGCUCGACAAGCAGGGCAAAGCUGUGCCGUAUUUCCCCAACACGGUCACCAUGAUUGUCCUGGCCAAGGAGUUGGGCAUCCCCAAACCCUUCGGCCCCGUGACAGCAGGGGAAUGUUGCCUGGAGCAGCAGAUCCGCUCCCUCCUGGAGCCACUGGGUCUGAGCUGCCGCUUCCUCGAGGAGGUGGCCUCCUACCAUGGCAGCCUGGGUGAGGUCCGGUGUGGCACCAACGUCCAGCGACGGCCCUUCGCCUUCAAAUGGUGGCACUUCAUGCCAUAGCA